AUGGAAAAAGAAAACAUGAGCUUUCCCAAUGCUUUUGUCCUGCUGGGCUUCUCAGAGUUUCCGUGGCUGGAGAGGCCCCUCUUUGCAGUGGUCCUGGUCUCCUAUAUCCUCACCCUGGUGGGGAACAGCUCCAUCAUCCUCCUCUCCCUGGUGGACCCAAGACUCCAGACACCCAUGUACUUCUUCCUGGACAACCUCUCUCUGCUGGACCUUGGUGUGACCUGCACCAUAGUGCCCCAGCUGCUGGCCAACCUCUGGGGAGUACACAAGACAAUUGCUGCCUGGAAAUGCACCGCACAGGUCUAUCUUUUCACCUGGGCAGCUUGCACUGAAUGUACUCUACUGGCCGUGAUGGCCAUUGAUCACUAUGUAGCCAUCUGCCGGCCACUCCGGUACACUCUCAUCAUGUGUCCCUUGGUGUGUGUGCAGAUGGCAGCUGCAUGCUGGUCCAGUGGCCUGGCCAAUGCUCUGCUCCAAACCACACUCACCCUCCAACUCUCCCUCUGUGGGCACCAUAUCCUGGACCACUUCUUCUGUGAGAUACCUGUGCUUAUCAAGCUGGCCUGUGGGAACACCUCUGCUAAUGACCUGGCCCUGGCUUCAGGAGCCAUGUUUUUUGCACUAGUGGCUCCUCUCAUGGUGGUCAUCUCCUACGUUCUUAUUGCUAGAGCUGUAUUGAAGUUACCUUCAGCUGAAGGAAGACUCAAGGCACUUAGCACCUGCAGUUCCCAUUUGUUGGUGGUCACCAUGUACUUUGGCCCUGCCAUGUACAUGUACCUCCAGGCCUCUGCACACAGCACACAGGGCAAGUUUCUGUCCUUCUUCUACUGUGUGAUCACCCCAGUGCUCAAUCCACUCAUCUACACCCUGAGAAACAAGGAUGUGAAGGCAGCAUGGAAGAGGAUCCUUCAAUCCCACAGCAGGGUGAAGUCUUUAAAAUCCAGAUGCAAGAUACAAAAUUAA
Molecule: messenger RNA, 963 nt
Organism: Fukomys damarensis (Damara mole-rat)
Lineage: Eukaryota; Metazoa; Chordata; Mammalia; Rodentia; Bathyergidae
Product: olfactory receptor 15
Exons: 1
Coding region: 1-963 (320 amino acids)
Biological process (GO): G protein-coupled receptor signaling pathway
Cellular component (GO): membrane
Molecular function (GO): olfactory receptor activity; G protein-coupled receptor activity
Source: RefSeq, a predicted model, not a curated record